Molecule: messenger RNA, 1732 nt
Organism: Epinephelus lanceolatus (giant grouper)
Lineage: Eukaryota; Metazoa; Chordata; Actinopteri; Perciformes; Serranidae
Source: RefSeq, a predicted model, not a curated record
UGCGCUCUUAAAGCGAACGUCGGAGGCGGAACCUGAACCGACAGUUGUGUGUUUCUGGAGGAACUUUGAAAGUUUGACAGCGCGUCCAGUUCAGUGGUAGGUACGGUGUGGUGACAGGUGGACAGGUCGGUAGAUACACCUGCUGAGGCUCGUUACAACCGGCAGGGUUUCAGCUGAGAGGCGGACAUGGUCUCCACGAUCCAGAACACGGACGUGAAGCAGAAAGAUGCUGAUCGUGCAGUGGUCGUCGCGGUAACGUCUCGCGCAGUGUUCGAAUCUGGAGCUGAUGAUGGUGAUGACGUGUACGGAGCAGGUGUGGCUUUCCCGCUGCUGCAGAAACGGGCAAAGGUAGAACAUUACGGUAAUCUUACUUUUACCAUCACCAGCAGCACCAGACAUUACGGUCUUGAAGUCAGCAGGUUCUGUUUUUCCAGCGAGGAGGAUUUCAUCGAGAGUUUACUGAAAAAUAACGUGCAGCUCUUCCUGUCGACGGACAGAAACGAGGAGCCACGGGCAUCGCAGAAAGGUGUUCUCUCAGCGCUGCUGGACCAGCAGGUAGCUCCGUCAGAGCAGCUCAGAGUAAUGUUCUGCGGAGACGCUGUCAUCCGCCCCGACACUGACCCGAUGCCGGCGAGCCGACUGGCCGCUCAGAAUUUCUCGGCUCAGCUCGGCAAGAUGCGGCAGAGGUUCAGCAUGUUGGACAGCCCUCUCAGCAUCGUCCUGGUGACGUCACAUGGCGGCAGGGAAAGCUGCGGCGGUGCCCUGCGGACACUGCGGUCCCGUGGCUUGAGCGUGGACGAGGCGUACUGUCUGGCUGGGGCCCCGCGGAGCCCUAUCCUGUCUGUGCUCCGGACUCACUUCCUGCUCAGCGACGGCUUCUGCACCCUGGAGGAGUGAUGACGUCCCAAUCUGUCACAUGACCUUGCAAUAAAACUUCACUGUGUCUUUGAAACAAGCUGCCAAAUCCUCAGAUAGAGCUCAGAGUGAAACACCUGUUUGAACAAAACGUCUCGGCUCAUUGAGCCUCAAAGAGCUAAUCAGUGAUCCUGAUGUAAAGUUAAGAUGAUGCCAAAAUUCAAACCACAGGAUUGGACAAAGUCAAACAGCAGUAAACUGACUGUAUGUUUUGUUCACAAAUAUGUAUUUUAGUUUUUAAAUUAGAUGAUAAAAAAAACUAAUUAGUAUGUGUGCAGCUGUAUUACAGUCCAGUAGGGGGCAGUCUUACUGCAAUCUAAACAUUUUAAUGAUGAGGGAGAAACGUGAAUUUGUAAAUUCUACACUAAGCUGAAGUCACUGUGUUUGAACUUUGACCCUUAAUGUUGGAAUUGCUAAGCAGAGGCAGUUUGUCGUCUAUAAUUUCAUCAGUUUAACUGUAUUUAAGUGUUUUUUUUUGUCUGUUACUUUUUGUUUCCUUGCAGCUGUGUGUCUGAUAACAGUCUUUAUUUAAACCUCAUCUUGUACUCUGCUGCUCUGUCAUUUAGUGUUAGACCAGUUCAGCUAUCAGAUCGACAUGUUGACAGGACAACAGCCUCAUUCUGUUUCUGAAGCUCUGUAUAUUUUAACAGUGACAUAUUACGGAGCCUCUGAAGUCCUGAAAGAUGAUAUUAUUUUGUAUCUUGUGCGCACAACUUCUCAUUAAAGUGUCAGAAGAUCUGUCUUAGUACCACACCUGUGGUUCUGAUAUGUGGACUGAAGAUAGCCCUACAGAAAGAAUUAAAAAGCAAAAGGGAAA